Molecule: messenger RNA, 719 nt
Organism: Chelonus insularis
Lineage: Eukaryota; Metazoa; Arthropoda; Insecta; Hymenoptera; Braconidae
Gene: mRpL49
Product: mitochondrial ribosomal protein L49
Exons: 3
Coding region: 33-665 (210 amino acids)
Biological process (GO): translational initiation; translation
Cellular component (GO): ribosome; mitochondrial large ribosomal subunit
Molecular function (GO): structural constituent of ribosome; translation initiation factor activity
Source: RefSeq, a predicted model, not a curated record
AACGGAUCACGUCACGGAAAAGUUGUAAAUGCAUGCGAGAACGUGAAGGAAGACGCGCCCGUGCGCAUCAAUGGCGGACACCCGAACCCUUCGAUUUACUCAAAAUGGCGGCCCUUCGAAUUUUCGCACGUACUGUGAUUUCCGCAAACAAAGAAUUGCAUAGAAUCAAUGUGACUAAUAUUCAUAGCAUUUUACCAAUUGUUCAGAUUAAUGAAAGAUGGAUAAGCUUUUUUAAACCACCUAAGUAUGAUCCUAAUACAAUAUACACUGAUUUUGAAAAAGUAGAAAAUCCUAAAGAAUGGCCAUAUGUAGAAUGGUAUUUAAAAUCUCAUUUUAUACCAAAACCUAAAAACGAAGAAAAUUUGCCCUCUGGAUGGGUACCACCAAAAGAAGGUGCAAAAAAACUUCCUUAUUUUGUUCAGAGAUCUAAGAAUUUCAUGUUACCUGUUUAUUUAGUUCGAAAGAAUCGAGGAUUAAGAAGAUUAACAAUUAUUAAAAAAAUCGAAGGUGAUAUUCUUCGUUUGGAAGCAGAAUUGAAACCACAUCUUGAAAAAUUAGCAGCAAAAGAGAUUGGAUGCCAAAUCAGUGAACCUGGAGGAGUGAUUAAAUUUCGUGGAGAUCAUGUCUCAAGAGUUAAAGAAUGGUUAAUAAGUAAAGGAUUUUAAUGUACAUUAUUUAUAUUUGUAAUAAAAUUGUUUAAUAAAUGAAUUUAAAAACCA